CGACCAUGGCUGAUGUGUUUGAAGAGGAUGAGGAGGACGAGGCCAAGGCCGCUAAGAAAGACGAGGGCUCCAGCUCUGUCAAGGGCGAUGGGCCAGCUCAUGACGUCGGCGCGGCGAGCAUAGACAUCAGGGUCACUGCCCGACGUACCACGCUCGCCUUGUGA
This is a messenger RNA of Gaeumannomyces tritici R3-111a-1, 164 nucleotides long. RefSeq lists its product as hypothetical. Lineage: Eukaryota; Fungi; Ascomycota; Sordariomycetes; Magnaporthales; Magnaporthaceae. The transcript has a single exon. The record is from RefSeq and is a predicted model, not a curated record. The coding region runs from base 6 to 164 and encodes 52 amino acids.